Molecule: messenger RNA, 588 nt
Organism: Triticum aestivum (bread wheat)
Lineage: Eukaryota; Viridiplantae; Streptophyta; Magnoliopsida; Poales; Poaceae
Exons: 3
Coding region: 1-588 (195 amino acids)
Source: RefSeq, a predicted model, not a curated record
AUGCCUGGCUUCCACGUGUACUCGCAGGCCUCCCGCCUCGGCAUGGAGUGCUCGCCCGACGUGAGGGUGGUGGUGCCUUCCAUGCCAGCACCUGCGCCCAUCGACCUCAACGUCACACCGGUGGCCGGUGGCUCGUCAUUCGGAGGCGCGAGGAAACGCGCGCGGCAUAUGCUGGCCGGCGUGCUCCCAGACGCCCGCUGCAACCUGUUCGAGGGAAUGCCGUCCACCGGCGACGAGGACUACAUGCAGAAUCUCAUCUUCGAGGGUGGUGCGCCGGCCGCUGGCUACGAUCCCGACAAGACACAAAGCCAGGACGGCCGCGGGGCGUUCACGCCGGCCGCUGGCUAUGAUCCCGAUCAGGCGGCCUUCAUGCGUGAUCAGGUCGGCAUGGAUCUGGACGGCUUCCCACUUGACCACGAGUUUUCGGAUGACUACGGGCAAGAGGAAGAGGAUGAGUGCGACAUCGAAGUGGAGCCUUUGUUCGAGGACGAGCUCGCCAACCAAGCCGCCGGUCCGAAGCCGAAGCGCAAGAGCAAGCACACGAAGGCAUACACGACGGCCGAGGACAAGCUUCUUUCUGGUUUUUAG